GGAACAACCGUUGCUGUAGAAGUGUUCAAACUUGAGCGCCAGGGGGCUUCCAAGAGUUUCGUUGCUGAAUGUGAAGCUCUAAAGAAUGCUAGACACAGGAAUCUUGGGAAGAUAGUAACAGCUUGUCCAAGCAUGGAUUAUCAUGGGAAUGAUUUCAAAGCUCUCAUUUUACAGAGAAGUGAUGACCUUCCAAGAAGCUUGAGUUUCCUCGAAAUACUAAAUAUCGCGACUGAUGUAGCUUCAGCACUUGACUAUCUCCACCACCAAUGCCAAAUGCCCAUAGUUCAUUGCGAUGACAAACACUCUUUUGCAAGGCAGUCUAGCUCGGUUGGAGUGAGGGGAACUGUUGGCUAUGCUCCUCCAGGUAUAAAUUUCCCUGGUACCUGA
Molecule: messenger RNA, 387 nt
Organism: Linum tenue
Lineage: Eukaryota; Viridiplantae; Streptophyta; Magnoliopsida; Malpighiales; Linaceae
Source: the annotation of a GenBank genome assembly